Plectropomus leopardus (leopard coralgrouper) is the source of this 2688-nucleotide messenger RNA. RefSeq names its product transmembrane protease serine 2-like. Gene Ontology annotation, biological process: proteolysis. Gene Ontology annotation, cellular component: membrane. The record is from RefSeq and is a predicted model, not a curated record. NCBI's taxonomy places the organism in Eukaryota, Metazoa, Chordata, Actinopteri, Perciformes, Serranidae. Gene Ontology annotation, molecular function: protein binding; serine-type endopeptidase activity.
AAGCAUGCUAUGUUUCAUUUUCAGGCUAAACACUAACAAAUCAAUGAUGGAGUUUUUUCUUUAGAAUUUUCUUUUUUUUUUAUCUCUGCUUGCUGUUGCACUUUCGCUGAACAUACAUUCAGUUUGGCAAAGUCCAUGCAACAGUACUUGCAGAACAAGCGAUAAAUUGCCAUUUUUUUUGUAAAUCACAAAAUUUUGAAGGACUUAAAAAGACCAACAGACUGUGGUGCUUAAGGGCAGACGUGUUUACGGUAAAGAUGCUUCUGUAUUUGACCUAAGAUGUGAAUGCUGUCAUGCUGUUGAUGCAGUUAUUUAGUUUUGUCAAUGAAUGCCCCGAGCUCUUUAAUACACGCCUUAUGAAUGUAUGAUAACGCAUCAUCCGGCUGAGGUUUGUUUCAAAUACUGUCAUGCUGUAAAGCUCAUAGAGUAUCUCUAGGGCAUUCAGAAAUGUAUAUGUAACAGCAACUUUAUUCUACUUUGUAUCACUUACCAAUUCUGUAAAAAAAAAAAAAAAAAACAUGAUUCCUGAAUAAUAAUAACAGACAGCAGUAAAAAUGCAUUUUCUGUUCAAAUACUUUCUUGGUUCAUUAAAUAUAACUGACUGCUAAUUCAUUACAAGUUUAUUUACAGAUUUAACUGCUCUCUGGAUUUUCUGUCAAUUAUUGACUCGUGUAUUGAGGCUUAAUGUGUUUGUCUGUGUACAGUUCUUGUAGAGUUGUACCUUUCCACUGCGUACUCAGUGUAACACUACUCGCUCACCGCGCUGACGCUUCAGCAGAUAUCACUUGUGGGAUGUUUGGACAGUCUUUAUUGUGCUUGUCGUGUGCUCAGGAGGGACAUUUUAAACCGAUGCCCGUGAGGUGGGAGGAGCGGCCACUUGGAUGAUCAUACAAACUCUUUGUGUCAUCGCUGCAGUGUGAGGAUGCAGAGAGCAGGACAAAUGUGAGGGGAGAUGCUGGACAUGUGAGAUUUGACCUUUGCAAAGAGCUAAGCUGUGAAACACUUUCAUAGCUUUAAUUACUCAUGGUGUGGACAUUGAUACUGACUAGAUCAGGAGGACGUUUUUUCUUCCACUGCACCCGUCAAUAAGAUAUUAUUGGUCAAACAGAAAAUGACCACCAAUCCGUAUCUGGACUCAGGUCCUAGUUUUAUUCACGAAGAAGACGAGAGGAAACUUCCUCAACCCAGCCGAUCAGAAGUUAAGCCUCAGUAUGUUCAUCAAGUAGCCUCGAAACCCCCACCGGAGAUCAGCAGCUCCGUUCCCAAACGCAAAGGUGUGAAACAGAGGUGUGUUAAGUUCACUGUGGCGGCUGUGAUCUGCCUGCUGCUCCUCCUGCUGGUGGCUGGGAUCCUCCUCGCUUAUUACUUCUCCUCGUCCUGUGUGCAUGGUAGGCAGUGUGGUGAUGGAGGCUGUGUGUGGGAGUCCCAGUGGUGUGACGGAGUGACAGACUGCCCUGCAGGCCAGGAUGAAACUAACUGUGUGAGGCUGCAUGGAUCCAGUUUCCUGCUGCAGGUCUACUCGACUCAGAGUAAAACCUGGAGGACGGUUUGUUCUCACGGCUGGACCGAUCAGCAGGGCAGAGCGAGCUGCCAGCAAGUUGGAUACAGCAGCGGCACAUAUUUUAAAUCCGGCCAACAGAUGACUGAUUCUGACGACGGAUUCUUAAUAGUGAAGUCCCACUUUAACCCGGAGGCAUCAAUACUGCAACAGCUUGUGCUCAGCGAUACAUGUCCCAGCAACAGUGUGGUGGCAUUGCAUUGCACUGAUUGUGGGAGAGGGGUGAACUCCAGUAGGGCCUCUGGGGGCCAGAUGGCCUCCUCAGGGGCCUGGCCCUGGCAGGUCAGCUUGCAGGUUGCAGGCUCCCAUCGCUGUGGAGGAGCUGUCAUCUCCCCCUACUGGAUAGUCACUGCAGCACACUGUGUGGCCAGGGCCUCCAGUCCUGGAGACUGGGCAGUGUAUGUUGGGAUACUGGAUCCUUCAGACUCUCUGUUUAACCCUGCGUACUCUGUGAGCCGCAUUAUAGCCCAUGAAGGCUUCAACAGUGUCACUCGCAUGAAUGACAUCGCUCUGAUGAGGCUCUCUAAGCCUCUGGACAUCACAGCCUCCAGUAAUAUUGGACCUGUGUGCCUCCCAAAUGUUGGUUUAAACAUCACUGCACCUCAGAAAGGCUGGAUAACACAGUUUGGUUUCACGGUAAAUGGAGACUCUGGCCCUCUGCAGCUGAUGGAGGCUCAGGUGUCUCUCAUUGAGACUGCAGACUGCAACAGCUCCAUCGCUUACAAUGGCCGGAUAUCACAGGACAUGUUAUGUGCCAGAGAGACGGAGGCAGUAGCUGACAAGUGCCACACUGACAGCGGCGGGCCACUGGUGUCUCUGUCGGACGGAGUAUGGUGGCUCACUGGGGACAGUAUUUGGAGGGGACACUGCACUGAGCAGAACAGACCAGGUGUUUAUGGAAACGUCACAUAUUUUCUGGACUGGAUCUACCAUCAGAUGAGGAAGCAUCAAGAUGACCAAAGAUGAACCACCUGAAAUGUAUGUUACCAUUUUUUAAAGGUCCAGUAAGUGUGUAGGAUUUAGAUGGACAUAUUGUUUUCAUUAGUUUAUAAUUACCUGAAAAUAAGAAUUACUUGUUUUCGUGAACUUAGAAUAUCUUCAUAAUUUUUCUCAAAUGAACUUAAAAAGCU